CACCGUAGGCUUGUGUUAUUUAUAAAUUGGUAUUGUAUACUUGCGUCUAUUGUUAUUGCUACUCCAUUACCUGGUCGCAUAUAUCCUGGUACAUCUCUAUACAAUAAAAACUACUACUCUUUUGAUACAUGUUUCUUUUUUUUACAGCAUGUGCAUAUUUAAGCAGCAAAAUUUAUUGCUUUGGAGGAGCUCUAGGUCGACUUCCAAAUUCUACAGACCCAAAUAUCUACUCUCUUAGUUUAGAUUACAGCACCCCUGUAUCCGUCAGCAGCAUGAACGCAAACUGGAAAGAAGUCCCUCUUAACAACUUUGACCCUGAGAAAAGAUACAGUCCUCAAUUUACAGCACUAUCCGACAGCAGGAGACUGUUCAUCAACAGCGGGGAUGCCACACACUUGAUAAAUCAAAACAUUGUAUUCGAUUCAUAUGACAAUACUUGGCAGAAACUACCAGACUUUUCUGAUGAUAAACAAAGAGCUAAUGGAUGUGCAGUAAGUGUGCCUUCAAAUACAGGUGAUACUAUUAUUGUGUUCGGUGGUCAAGCGAUAGAAGUGUCCCCAAUGGUUAUUGGAAAUAAAACGUAAGAGAAAACAUAUACAUGCCAGAAAACACUCCAAAACGGUAUACUGUAGCAGUGAGUCUCAUACUGGUCUACCUUUACUCAACAGCACAAUAUAUUACACUUCAUCCCAGACUUGGGCAUAUCUUUCACCGCAAAUCAAUGUACCAC
This is a messenger RNA of Rhizopus microsporus ATCC 52813, 730 nucleotides long. RefSeq lists its product as uncharacterized. Bases 129 to 584 code for a protein of 151 amino acids. The transcript is spliced from 3 exons. The record is from RefSeq and is a predicted model, not a curated record. Lineage: Eukaryota; Fungi; Mucoromycota; Mucoromycetes; Mucorales; Rhizopodaceae. Gene Ontology annotation, molecular function: protein binding.